AGGGCCAAGAAGGUGUAGCCUUCAUAAGAUGUGUCCCUGUGGGAACUUACACAUUUACCGCUGGCUGGAGCUCUUUGAGCUUUAUCUUUUUUGACGGGAGUAUUUUUUAUUUUUUCGUUUUGGAGGGUAAGCUGAAUCACAGGGUUGUACGACUGGGACAUCUCUUGCAUAUAUACCUCGUCACCCAGCUGAUGACAGAUCAUCUUGGACCUUGGAUGCAAAGGCAAGCGGCGAUGCGUUGGCACCGCUGUUAACUCUUUGGACACAAACUGAGCUGAAGCUUGUUUUGUUUUUGUUUGCUGGUUUCUAUCUUCAAGAAGGGCAGAGGAAAUCUGGAAUCCACAAUAAUGAAGCUGAAGCCGAACCAGACCAGGACGUACGACGGAGAGGGUUUUAAGAAAAGAGCGGCGUGUCUGUGCUUCAAGAAUGAACGGGAGGAGGAGGUUCUGCUGGUCAGCAGCAGUCGGCACCCGGAUCAGUGGAUCGUUCCCGGAGGAGGGAUGGAGCCCGAGGAGGAGCCCUGGGGCGCGGCGGUGCGAGAAGUCUUCGAGGAGGCCGGCGUGAAGGGCAAACUGGGACGCCUUCUCGGCGUGUUCGAGCAAAACCAGGACCGGAAGCACCGGACGUACGUUUAUGUUUUGACUGUGACGGAGACGCUGGAGGCCUGGGAGGACUCGGUUAACAUAGGCCGGAAGCGGGAGUGGUUCACCGUGGACGACGCCAUCAAAGUGCUGCAGAGCCACAAACCCGUUCACGCCGAGUACCUGCGGAGGCUCCAGCUCAGCUGCUCCCCCACCAACGGGAACUCCAUCCUCCCGAGCCCGCCUCCGAACGACAACUACCCUCACUACAGCACCACCACCGGCGCCCCCUCGACGGGCAGCGUGCUGGGCUCCUCCUGCAGAUAGGACCUCACCGCGCCGCCGCCUCGCCUGUCCCGACUCGGGACAGUUCACAGGAAGUCUGUACAGUCUCUUGCAUGAAAUCUAAAAGACUCCUCAGAGCCUCGGCUCGCCUGUAUUUAUUAUUUCUUCCCCUCGCUUCAAGACUGACCAAAGCUGCUGCCAGGACUGUGAUGGAAGACUGAAACGUCUCUGAUGCUGGCAAGAUUCAGACUGCAGCGUUGGGGAGGGGAAAAAAAAAACCAAGGAUGGCUGGACACUGCUGGUGUGAAUGAACUUUAACUAUGGGAUGCCUUAUUGAAACUUUGUACGAAUGUUUUGAUUCACUAACCGUCGCGGUUACCUUUUUAGCGGCGACGUGCGGGCUGUGGGAAAAAAUACAAAUGAAAAGAGUAGCUGGCUGCAGCAGCACAUCGGUGUGCAGAAUGUUUCCAUGGUAAUGUCAUCAACGCGCGAUGGUAACGGUAAAUAUAUUACACAUGAAUAUUUAUUAAAAAGAAAACACCUUCAAGUUCAAAAAUCCCUUUGUUUCACUUUGUGUAAACUUUUUCUUCUUUUUUUUUUUUUUUUUUUACAGUUGUAUAAUGAUAUAAAGAUAAAAUAGCUAUUAAAUCUGCUUUCCUGCACUGCUUUUCAAAAGUAAAUGAAGUUUAAAAUGUACUUUGGGGAAAAAAAAGCUUAAGUUUUCAAUACGUUCUACCUCAGUAUACUUAAACUGGACACGACCAUCCUGUUCGGUGACCUCUUCUGACGCAAUGCUACUAAUUAAAGUUCAGCCUGCGGCGUCACCUAACUAGCGUGUGCACACCAUCUUCUGUCUGAAGUGUUAAAUCCAGCAGACUGCAGCUCUGGUGGAUUUAUCUGAACUGAUAUUUCUAGAUAUCAAAGUAGAGAUGCACUGAUCAGUUAGUUGGCCAGAGAUCAAAAUCUGAUUCUAUUUUUUUUUUUCUUCUGUGGUGAAAUACCAACAUAUAAGACUUUUUUUUUUAUCAAAAGCAUCAAAACUAAAAUCAGCCCCUAUAUUUGUUCGGUAAGCACACCACUAGGAUUUCAUUUGAUUAUUUUUCUAUGUCUGGAUAAGAAUGGAAAUAAUGUUCUAAGUUAGUUCCUUGUUGCAAUUUUUUUUUUUUUGAAAGAAUCUGAAUUUCUUAAAAACAAAUAUUAGUCGUCUAUUUAAAUAAACAUUUUUGCAUUUACAUCAAAUACUGAGAUUCUGCUCAAGAUGGAAAAGCUGUCAUUUCACAACUUUGUUUUUUUUUCUUUUUUUUACUAGACCUGCUGUCAUUUUGAUUUAAACAGAGUAAUCAAAGCAUUUUUUAAUUUUUUUUUUUACUAACAAAAUUCAUCAGAAAUGAUAUUGUCUAUUAAGGAAUCUCUAUUUAUUGUUCAACAGUUGAGCUUGUAUUUGACAAGUGGAGAUGUUGUAUAGAUUGUAAAACGAGAACUAAAUUAGAUUUGGAUUCCAGAAAAGCUGAAAUUUCCCUUUAACACCCUGAGAGGAGAAUCAGAAGCCAACUUAGGCACCGGAUAGUUUAUUGCUGCUGUUAGGAAACGUAACAACAAAUUUCUUCCUAAUUUGUUGUAUUCCUUUAAGAAAAGAAAAAAAAAUCUAAAUCUGUGUCUGUAGUGGCCAGGAAAUGUCUGAUGGGUGCAUCUCUAUAUAAAACAUUAGGACUUGUUUGAAAUAUCUUGAACGUGUUUCUCUGCUCUUUCUGCAAACGUCAAUGUUUUUCCUCAUACUUCAAAGCAGUCUGAUAAAGUGAUCCAGUAAAAAAGAUGGAUCUCCCUGUAUUUGAUUACUGAUUUGUUUUUUCAAAAUAUCAUUAGUUUCGAACAAAAGAAAAGAUUCUACAUAUAAAAAUUAAAGAAAUGCUAACCCUCACAUGAUACCCUGAACUUAAUUUCCCAUGACAUUGUUUGCCACCAUAACUUUUUUUGGGGUUUUUUGUACGUUUCUGGGGGGUAAAUGGAAAUUUACUGCCCCUCAGCCAGGAUGUUUUUGCGAGUCAGCAUUUACAAUAAUCGUGUUAUUCCGCUAAACGCAUUGGAAAUGGAGGGGAGGAGCAAUAAUCCCGGAAAGGUUCCUGCAGUCCAAAUGCACCUAUGGUUUGUGAAAAUGCUUUCACAAUGUCAAAUCCAGAUUUAUUAUGAAUUUUCUGCAAGAUGUAAAUUGAAAACGGAUUGAAAAUCAAGAGAAAAUAUAACCUGUAUGAAAAUUGCCUCCCUACCUUUUACUUCGACAGCUGAAUGAACACUCGAUGUGUGUAAAUAACUUUAAGAGGCAUUGUAAAAUGUGUUUUUAACCUGUACCUCUUUAAUAUUUUCUAUAUUUUUUAAAAUGAUGCACAAACAGGACGUGUACAGUGUGGGAUGUUUAUGAUGUGAAGGCUUUGGAAAAGGAGAGUAGUGUCUCAUUCAUGAGAAAACACAAGGUUAUUUUUAAUUUGAGGACUUGUUUGAUUUGAUUUGAUUUUUUCAUUCACUCAAACACCUGCAGAGCCUGAAUAUACAAUAGGAAGUCCCAUCUUAGGUUGAGGCAAAAAUUACUCUUUUUAAAAUAAAAAAACGUAGAAACAUUUUUUGAGAAAUUUCAAAAAAUACUACAACCUGAAAUGUGUUUCCGUUUCCAACACUGGCAGACCAGACCGUUUAGUACGGUUAACUUUGGACUUGUUUUCCAGACUUUUUCUUUCUUUUAUGAUCACUUUGUUCCUUCUUCAUCACAUAAUCUUAUCUUUGUAAACAUCACCCAGGUCGUCUGAGCUGUCAUAAAGCUUCGGCUUCACCUACUGCUGUCUGUCCGCGCGCGCGCGUGUGUGUGUGUGUGUGUGUGUACAUAUGUAUUACAAGGGGUGUAUUUAAAAUUAGUUGUGCCAAAUGUCCAAAUUUGUGCUAUACUAGGAAAAAAAAAUCAUCUAUAUGUUGAAAAUUAGAUAAGGUCCAAUCAUGAGUUUCUACAAAGUAUUUAAAAUGUUUUAUGAAGGUUUAUUUCUUAAAGACAAAUUUUAUAUAUAUAUAUAUACCAUCUAAUUGGUGGUUUAAUUCUGCCUGAAACGAGUCGGCUGCGUGUGCCGAAACGCCGUUGAAUGUUUAAAGUCUUAGCCAGUUUCCAUCUGCUCUUAUUCUCCUGUUGACAAGCUUUUAAUCAAGGCAAGUGAAAGUGUUCUUACUGUUUAUCGUGACGUUGCGCGAAGCUCGAUGCGAAAGUGAUCUGGGCUGGAAGGAAGAGAUUGCAUUAAAGGAAGAGCAACUGAA
This is a messenger RNA of Xiphophorus hellerii (green swordtail), 4157 nucleotides long. RefSeq names its product nudix (nucleoside diphosphate linked moiety X)-type motif 4b (gene nudt4b). Gene Ontology annotation, molecular function: bis(5'-adenosyl)-pentaphosphatase activity; diphosphoinositol-polyphosphate diphosphatase activity; endopolyphosphatase activity. The coding region runs from base 348 to 908 and encodes 186 amino acids. Gene Ontology annotation, biological process: diadenosine pentaphosphate catabolic process; adenosine 5'-(hexahydrogen pentaphosphate) catabolic process; diphosphoinositol polyphosphate metabolic process. NCBI's taxonomy places the organism in Eukaryota, Metazoa, Chordata, Actinopteri, Cyprinodontiformes, Poeciliidae. The record is from RefSeq and is a predicted model, not a curated record. The transcript is spliced from 5 exons. Gene Ontology annotation, cellular component: nucleus; cytoplasm.